This is a messenger RNA of Exserohilum turcica Et28A, 669 nucleotides long. RefSeq lists its product as uncharacterized. The transcript has a single exon. Lineage: Eukaryota; Fungi; Ascomycota; Dothideomycetes; Pleosporales; Pleosporaceae. The coding region runs from base 1 to 669 and encodes 222 amino acids. The record is from RefSeq and is a predicted model, not a curated record.
AUGCGGCCCUUUGCUACAGUUGAAACCGUCCCAGAAGAAGACGCCAUGAAGGACGGCGGUCCCCCUAACAGCAACAACACAACCACUGCGUUUGCAUCCAUGCCACCCGAGUCCACUAUCCGUUCAAACGACAACACCAGCAGCAGCACGACCCCUCCCCCCGUCUCCCACAACGUCCCCGAAAAGCCGCAGUCCGUCUCGCCCAACGCUCCAGCAAACCCCAAAAGCAUCUCUACCCACGCGUCUCCCACGCUGCGCACGCCCCAGAACCCGUAUCUGUCCGGUCCCUCGCCCGACCUCAUCUCCUCCAUCUUCCCCAACGAGCUCCCGCGCCGACCCGCGCCGAAACGCGCGCCGUUCAAACGACUCCUUCGCAUGCCCGUACGUGUUACGCCGGUGCGCCGCCACGACAAGCACGAGGCGGGCACUGCACAGACGGAAUUCCAGAUGCUGGAUAUUGACUUGGGGGAGCAGCGUCAGCGCGAUCAUCAGGAGCAGGAGCAGGAGCAGCAGUCUUCUGACACGUCUGCGCAGCAAGAGCGAAUCCGGCGCAUCAAGUUCUGGGCGCUGAUUCUCGGUGGAACACUGCUUUGCGUCAUGAUUGGUAUGCUGGUGUACUUGAUUGUUAGUAUCAGGGAGGUUGUGGCGGAGGACCGUGGGGGACGUUAG